GGCGGCCCCUUUAAGGAGUCGCUCUGCGGUAACCCGAACCCGCAGUCGUGGCGCAGCGGCCACAGCGCUUCGGGCUCCUCCCGGCGGCGGCGGCUCGGAUCUCGGCGCCGGCUCGCGGCUCAGGGGAGGCACGGGCCCAGGAGCAGACAGCCCGGCGGAGCGCAAGGACCCUGGCCCAGGUGAAGGCUAAUUUCUAUUCCAAUGUGGGAGUAUGAAUUGAGAAAUCAGAAAAGUGCUCAAAGGAUAACUGUGGUUGUGGUGGAUUGAAGAAACAUGGAUUUCUACAGCAUUAUUGGCAUUGUUUUUACCAGUUUUCUCAUGUUUCAACUUCUUUUCCAUGUUGUAAGUUCUUGGUUUUCAGCACAAGUAACCUCAGGUUUUAACAAACUAAGCACCCAAAAGAAGAUUGAAUGGAACUCAAGGAUAGUAUCCACAUUCCAUUCCUUGUUGGUUGGUUCUUUAUGCCUAUAUAUCUUAUAUUUUGAUGAAGCUACUAUAGCGGAUCCUCUUUGGGGUGAUCCUUCAGUUGUUCAAGUGAAUCUUGCCAUUGCUUCAGGCUACCUCCUCUCUGAUAUGCUUCUUAUCCUUUUAUACUGGAAGGUGAUUGGUGAUAAGUUUUUUAUCAUUCACCAUUCGGCAGCUUUAUAUGCAUACUCCUUUGUACUGACAAAAGGAAUGCUGGCAUAUUUUGGUAACUUUCGUCUCGUUGCAGAGUUUUCUAGUCCUUUUGUGAAUCAAAGGUGGUUCCUUGAAGUGCUAGGAUACCCCAAAUCUUCAAAAGCUAACAUCAUCAAUGGCGUACUAAUGACAGUAGUAUUCUUCAUCGUAAGGAUUGCAGUCAUAUUUCCUUUCUAUAGUCAUAUUUAUGCUGUAUUUGGAACAGAAGGUUUCAACAGACUAGGAUUUGCUGCCCAAAGUGCCUGGAUUGGUUGCAGUGGUGUUUUAGAUGUAAUGAAUGUAAUGUGGAUGAUCAAAAUUUCAAAGGGAUGCCUCAGAGUCAUCUCUCUCAUAAGAAAGGAGCAAACCAACAAGAGUCAUCAAAAUGGAAAACUUGACUAAAAAUGGCAUAUUGAAAAACAAGCUACUUCAUUACAACCUAACAUUUGUGCUGAUAUGUGCUGAUCUGACAUGUCUUGGCAUGGUCUGUGCUUCUUUAUUAAUAUUUGCUAUUCAAGAUUUCCAUGACAACAUCUGUUUUUAAUUUUAGGAAAGAAAAACUAAGAGUAGCUUUUAUUCCAAGACACCUUCUCAGCUUUCCAGCUGCCUUAUAAGCAUGAAUACAACUUUAAGAGUUUAAAGAACAAUUUACAAAUAUAAUGGAGAUUCUUCAGAAACGUAUUACUUGCACUAGCAUUUUUCACCAUGAAAAGAUGGCUGUGUUCAUGUGUGUGGUGCACUUUGUUUUAUCUGGUUAAUUCUGUCGACAGAAUUUAAAUGACCUUUAGCUCUCUUUUCUAUCAAUGUUUUCAUAGCAACCAGCACUUACUUGUAUGGGGCUUGGCUUCUAAAUAGUCAAUAUUAACCAAUGGAUUUUGGGACAUGAAAUGGUGACUCUGGCACAGCUUAUCCAUUUAAAUAUUAGGAUGAAGUACUUUUGCUUCAUUAUAUGUAUCUAAUUAGCUUGCACAUGGAAAAUAUUUCCUGCAUUGUGAGAUUUUUUUUAGGUAUAUGGGGAUUUUGUAUAUGUGCACUUUUUACAUUUUUUCCUUUGUUUAUCAUGUCAGAAUACAUAACAUUUUGGUUACUUGAUAACCAAAUUUUGGGGUUGGCUCAAAUAAAAAAAACAACCUUAAUUUCAGAGGUAUUUUAACAACUUGGAUUUUCUUAAUUCCCAGUUUAAAGUCUGGGUUCAAAUCCUGUCCUUCCUGAUAGAAGAAAUCCAUGUUAUUGGAAAACUUAUUUCCCCCCCUUUUCUUAAUAAUUGACUUCAAGAGAACUGUUUUACGCAGUUUUCUCUAGAACUGAGCACAUCCUUCCUUGAUAUGUGUUGAUGAAAGAAGAGAUUUGGGAAAAGCAAUCAACCAACCAAUAUUUAAUACUAGUAGGUAUGUCAGAAGGACAUUUCAAAUGUGCCUAUUCUAAUAGUUUAGCUCUAUCUCAUUUUGCGAAUCCCUCUAAAACUUCUAAAUAUCUGUUAGCAUCUUGAUGACAAGAUAUGCUAAUAUUCAUCUGCCUUCUUGUUGGGUGUUUGAAAUAAUCAGUCUUUUACUAUCAGAAAAUAAAGUCUUUCACUACAUGUGGUCCUUUAGUAAGGAAAGCUAUUAAAUAGUUUUUUAAAAAAUUUUUCUUUAGCAUUUCAUCAAGUUAUUACUGUGGUCUAUUUUUGUAUUACAGUAAGAACUGGAAUAGACCUAAUUAAAAACUUCCAUAAGAGAGGAAUGAUUUCUCUAAAAAUGUCAGUAGGCGAUUAUGUGGUUAGAAUAAAAGGAUGAAUUGUGAAGAAAAAUGCUAUGAUUUUGCUGCCUUGUCUCCCUCUCCACCUACCUUGCAGAAGAUAAAUGAUUCUCUUCUGGUUUGCAAAAUCUUUGCUGCAUUUAGAGCCCAAUAAUCAUCAGUACCAGAGCUCAUCUUGUGCAUUAUGAUAUCCAUCAGAUGCUUGAGGUAGGCCAUUUAUCUUCCUUUUUAAAAAUACCCUAAAAAUAUUUCAGGGUUUUUUGUUUUAUGCUUUUGUAGAGUUGAGACCCAGUGAUGUAUAGACAGUGCUUUUCAAGUUUUGUCUUUAUUUUCAUUUGGUCUAAAUGACAAAGGAUGAUAAUGUAAUUAUGUACAUGUGUUGAUUAUUAUCACAUGUAUGUAAAAUAGAGCAGUUUAUUUGCUGAAAGCCUGGUGACUGAACUCUGUUGUUUUUGUUCUACCUGUGAAAGGAAAAUAGUGUUUUUAUACAACCUAGGGUGUACGUCAGGGAUUAAAUUAAUUUUAAUUAAAAAAGAUUUGUUUCAGGUAGGUUUCUAAUUUUGCACCAAAUUAUUUUCACUAGAAUAGAACUUUCACUGUUCAUAGUAUGAUGAAAGUUCCACUUUGGGUUGUAAAAUGGCCUAAUAUAGUUAGUAAUGAGUUACUAAAUGAAGCCAGAGUUUUUUUUUCUUACUUGAUUCCUUUGUCCAGUCUAUAAGUCAUAAAAUCAUUUGAAGAAAAAAGCUUAAACAAUUUAGUUAAACUAUUGGCAUUUAUUUUAAAAAUCAUUAAUACUUUUUUAUCUUUAAAAUUAAUGGCACACUACCAGCACCUUGCACAUAAACAGUCAAUAAAUAUUUAUUGACUUCUUUAUUUAAAUGGAAAAAUAGAACAAAUAUUUGUCUCACCCCUGCCUUUCUGACAAACUGCUUGCAUACAUGCUGCUUUGGAAAUGAAUUCCUUUAGAAUGAAAUAAAUUUUUAAAUAAAGACCUUAGCUCCAAAGAUAUCUUUUUAGUUCUGAACACAGAGAUUAAAAAGCUGCUUAAGAUAAAGACAGCGCAAAUUUAAUAUUCCUAGAUUCAGCACGGUAUUUCCAGCUAAAAUUAUUCACUUUAUAACUGUCAUGAACAGUACCUUUCAUUGGCAUAAGUACCUCAAAUAUAAAUCUAUUUGAUGUGUCAUUUUAGAUUAAGCUUUUUUGCUUAUGUUAAUCAAAUAUUUACUAUUUGUCCAUGUAUUUACUACAUAUCAUUUACCAUAAAUUCCUUAAUUUUAAAAUCUAAACUCAGUCCAGUUUCAUUGCUGAUAUAAAACACAUGAAAUGAAAUAUAGGCUAAUUUAAUAGCUUGAAAUUCACAGUUCACAGGAAAUAUAUUUCCUCAAACUUAGUUGUGUGAUUAUAACAUUCUGAUGGUUUAAUGGCUGAGGAUACCCCUGGUUAAGAAAUGCGAUAUCUUAGCUACUAAAUAUUCUAACUAGAUGGAUCUUAGAUGAAUCUUUUAGGGGCUCUAAUAUUGGAUAUGUAAUUCAAAUAUUUUUCAAAAUACAGCAAGUUGACAUAAAGAAAUUUUCUAUCAACUUUUUUGUAGGAAAUUAAUUGCAUUAUUGGUAACUUGAUUUUACCAAAACUAAACUUUCAAACUGUGACUUUAAAAAUCAGCAGGAAAUUUUAUUACAUAAGUUCAGUUAAUUACUCAUGUGAUUGUCCAUGCAAGAUCAGAGUCAAAGUAUUAGCUGUGUAAGUAAUUAACAUAAUUAAGUAGUUUCUUUGGGCAAAUGAAAGAAUUAGGAGUUUAAGUUUUCUUUCUUAUGUAUAAAAUCCUCUUAGUGAAGAAUGUUUGCAAUUGUUUAAAAUUCAGAGUGGUAGAGUUACGGUAUGUUUAUGUAAGAUAGGGAAAGUUCUUAUUAUAAGUUUGUUUUCAGUCCAAAUAUGUAACAUUUUUGGAAAAGUCCUGCAUUGAAACUGAUAUAAUAGUUACAUGCCUUGAUCAACUUUAAAUAACUUUAAGUGACUUAAAUGUACUGUGCAGAAUUCAGUAUAGUCUUAAGACUAUAGAUCUAGUUAAAAUUUACAUAGUUUACAGCAAACAUUUAAAUAAAACUCUUUUCUAAAAUUUAAAAAGAAAUUUGACUCGAAUUACAUUUUUACUGAUACAGAUUUUUUAAAAAAAUAAAUAUUUAGGCUUAAAAUUUGUAUAACUUCUUUGAAGUAAGUACAUGAGGAGUUUUGGUGGUAUAGUCAUCCAAAAAUUGGCCUUCAUUUUUGAGAAAAGCUGACUUCAGUGUGAAUUGCAAGAUUAGUUUAUAGUGCAUGUAGCACAAGAGUUGCCCAAUAAAGGUAUGUAAGGGUAGGUAUUGUUGUGGUUUCCAAAUGUGUUCUUCUAGUUCCUGGGAGGAAAUUUGCUAUGUCCAAAAAUUGGUUAUAUUACUGGGAAUAUUUAAAAUAAGUCACUUUAAAUGUUUUUUAAAUUUUUUUUAAUUUUGAAAAAUUGCAUUGUCCCAGUCCAAAAGUUUGGCAGAAGUGGUUCUAAGUGAAUGCUAACCUGAAAAUAUGUCUAGAAUUGGUAAUAUCAGUUGUUAAUAGUGAUUCAGCACAGAACAUGAAGUUGUAGACUUAAAGUUCUAUUAAGAACCAAAUGAAAAACAGAUCAUCAGAAGAUAUGUUGCCCAAGUGGCACACCUACACACACACACACACACACACACACACACACACACACACCCCUCUGAACUAAGCUAGAGUGGCUAAUGCCUCACUAGAUCUGAAGAAAGCAGCAUAGAUCCAGUGGGACUUGCAGAUCAGGUAAGGUUAUCAGAGAAGAGCUCUUUUACCUAUAUGUGAAGAGUGCUGUAGGCACAGAGACCCCUCAGUCCCUCUCUAACUCAGAACAGUUCACCGUGUUUUUCACCGGUCGUCCAGAGAAGCAUCACAUUGGUUCCUCUGAGCCUGCCUACCACUAUCAUUCUCCCACAGCAUGUGACUAGUAUGCCCUCUGUGGAUACCUCUCUUCCACUAGACCUUCGGUCCUCAGAUGUGUUGGGCAAAUUAAGAAAUUUAUAAAUUCAUUGUGGCAUAUAUGUGUACACAAGACUUGGAAGGAUUAUAUGAAGAUAAGAGUGAAGACUGAUCAAACCAUAUUUUAUUAGACAGCUAUGGAAAGUCAUUCAGUCCAAAUAGAAAUGGUUCUCUAGUAUUUAAAAAUAUUUAAGAAUCCUAACAGCCGUUUAUUGUGUGAGGGAGAAUUAAAGAUGUUGUGGUUUCACUGGAAAAUAUCUGCAACUUCUGAUGAGAAUGUGAUUGGGCGAUAUAUACUUUAUGAGCUACUUAGGGACUUUAAUACUUGGUGUUGGUAUUAUCUAUUCAACAAUUCCACCAGUGAAUAAAUGAGUUGUUUAAGAUACUUUGUAAAAGUAUAACACUGAUGAUCUUUCCUUUUCCAAAUUUGAGUCCCAAGUAGCCUAUAAUUUCUUUGAUGACAACAAAAGUAUGUGAAUGGGGAGAGCAUUUUGGAGAUGAGUGAAGAAUCAAAAGGCAGCUAUAAUAAAAGAUGAUUUGCAGUGAAAAUGUUUACAUUGAUUCACUUUGAGCAAAGAACAUGUCUUGAUGUGAGGCCCUAUGCUUGGGACCAAGGGCAAUGGAAAAGACUAUUUCCAUAUUGAAAAAUAAGUUUCUUUGCAUAAAGGAAUACCUCUGGCUGAAAACUCGUUAAGUGUUGGCUAUGUAAUUUUUCCCUUGUACCUCUAUGUAAUCGUGUUGUAAUUAAAUGAUAUGAGGGUUAUUUGCUACUUCCUGGUAAAUGAAACCUAAAACACAAAAGCAAAUAAAACAUUGUGUAUUUUUUCUUCCUCUCUUGCCUGAUUGUUGAAAUAUUGUAUAAUUAUGUCUAUAUUUUAAGGGCUUUUAUGUAAGCAUAGAAGACAUUAGAUUUUUAGUACUUGCUACCAAGAAAUGUAUGAGAAUGUUUUAAAAAUUUUUUAUCAAAAUUUUUAAUAUAAAAGUCGUUUAAAGUUAUGGAUUUUAUUUGAAAUAAUGUAUGCAUACUGCAAUAAAUUCAAAUAUUUAGAUAUUUUAGAUGUAAAUGAACUACAUAUGUAAUGCUUGCACACAAAUUCUAUUUAAAAGAAUAAACAGCAUAUACUAUUUAAAACCUCA
This is a messenger RNA of Phascolarctos cinereus (koala), 6549 nucleotides long. It is a transcript of the gene TLCD4, whose product is annotated as TLC domain containing 4. Gene Ontology annotation, biological process: lipid homeostasis. Gene Ontology annotation, cellular component: endoplasmic reticulum; membrane. Lineage: Eukaryota; Metazoa; Chordata; Mammalia; Diprotodontia; Phascolarctidae. The record is from RefSeq and is a predicted model, not a curated record.